AUGACGCCUCUUUUGUCCAGGGUCUAUCGCUAUGGCAGUCCCCUUGACUACACUCUCGGUGCAAUCGGCAUCAUCGCCGCCAUCGCCUCCGGCGUGGCUCUUGCUCUCGUCAACGCCGUCUUUGGCGGCUUCGUCACCGCCAUGAUCGAUUUCGCGACUUCGGGCACCCUCCGAGCAACUUCAUGUCCGAAGUAUCCAAAUACGCUCUGGAUAUACAGCCUCUACUUCGUCUACAUCGGCAUCGCCCGCUUCGCCCUCACCUACAUCUACUCCACCCUCCUUACCUUAGUCGCCCUCCGCAUCACCUGCAACCUCCGCGGCCAGUACCUCCGCUCCGCCUUCAGCCAAAACGUCGCCUUCUUCGACCUCGGCGGCGCCGGCUCCAUCUCCAUGCAAGCCACCUCCAACGGGAAGCUCAUCCAAAACGCCCUCGCCGAGAAGCUCGGCCAAGUCUUCCAGGCCCUCAGCACCUUUGUCGCCGCCUUCAUCAUCGCCUUCAUCAGCCAGUGGAAGCUCACCCUCAUCCUCAUCUGCGUCGUCCCCGCCCUUUCCCUCAUCGUCAUGAUCUCUAGCGCUCUGGAUGCCAAGAUCGAGACCAAGAUCCUCCAGACCUAUGGCCAGGCCGGCGCCUACGCCGAGCCCCGCAUGGCGGAAAAGUACGCCGCAUACACCGAGGCCGCGAGCCUCCUGGGCCACAAAAAGAACUCCCUCUACGCCGUGCUCUUCGCCGGCGAGUACUUUGUCAUCUUUGCGGGGAUCGGCCUCGCCUUUUGGCAGGGCAUCGCCAUGAUUGUUCGCGGGGAGGUGGAUGAUAUCGGGACCAUCUUCACGGUCAUUUUCUCCGUCGUUAUCGCCGCCUCCACCCUCAAUUCCGUCGCACCCCAUACCAUCAUCUUUAGCCGCGCUUCGACGGCUGCCUCCGAACUGUUCCAGCUUAUCGACAGGCGCUCCCAAAUUGACCCCUUCAGUGACGCGGGAGAGAUCCCGACUCAGGUCAAGGGCACGGUGGAGGUUAAAAACAUCUAUUUUAGCUACCCCAGUCGGCCCAACACUCUCGUCCUAAACAACUUCUCGCUCACGGUCCCGUCAGGAAAGGUUACUGCGCUUGUGGGCGCCAGUGGUUCUGGUAAGAGCACAAUCGUCGGUCUCCUCGAACGGUGGUACAACCCCAACUCCGGCUCCAUCACCCUCGACGGCAUGCGCAUCGACGCCCUCAAUCUCCGCUGGCUCCGCACCAACGUCCGCCUCGUCCAGCAAGAACCCGUCCUGUUCGACGGCUCCCGCAUCCAGGCAGCGGCGCGCAUGGCCUUUGCCCACGACUUUAUCCAGGAGCUUCCGCAGGGCUACCAGACGCGCAUCGGCGAGCGGGGCGGCCUGCUUUCCGGCGGGCAGAAGCAGAGGAUCGCCAUCGCCCGCAGCAUCAUCUCCGAGCCCAAGAUCCUCCUGCUCGACGAGGCCACGAGCGCGCUCGAUCCCCAGGCCGAGGGCAUCGUGCAAAGGGCCCUUGACGAAGCCUCCAAGAAUCGAACCACCAUUGUGAUUGCUCACAAGCUCAAGACAAUACAGCAGGCGGACAACAUCGUCGUCCUGAAGCAAGGUACCAUUAUCGAGCAAGGCACGCAUCACCAGCUGGUGGAACACGGCGGAGCCUACGCGUCGCUUGUUCGGGCCCAGGAACUCGCGCCGGAUAAGGCCAAGAAAACCAAGGCGGCCAAGGAGGAAGCCGUCCCUCCACCACCCAUGGAAGACUCGCCUGCUGGCCAUAAACUGAAAAGUUUCAUGUUCAAGACCCGGUCUGCAACAGCACCGGGAACUCGGGAACCGCACGCGACAACGGUCUCAGUAGACAAAGAAGAUUACACCCUGUACAAGAGGACUGGCUUGGUCAAGUCCGUCUCCAAGCUCAUCGUGGCGACGCCUGAGGCUAAAUGGUGGUAUAUCUUAACUUUUGUGACGUGCGUUGUCGGAGCUGGCGUAUACCCGGGACAGGCUCUCCUCCUAGGCCAGAUUAUGGAUAUAUUCGGGUCGGAUGACAUGCAAAAACGAGGAAAUUUCAUUUCCCUCAUGUUCUUUGUCAUGGCCAUUGGCCUGUUCAUCGUGUACGGUAUCUUGGGCUGGAUACUAACACAGCACCCAACCUCCCAGGUCUUCGCCGCCAAAGUCCGCCGCGACACCUUCACCGCCUUCCUCCGCCAAGACCUCCGCUUCUUCGACCGCCCCGAAAACACCGUCGGCGCCCUCACCAGCCGCCUCGACACCCACGCCCAGGCCAUCUUCGAGCUCAUGGGCUUCAACGUCGCCAUCCUCCUCGUCGCCCUCAUCUCCGUCCUCGUCAGCAGCAUCCUCUCCAUCGCCGUCGCCUGGAAGCUCGGCCUCGUCGGCACCAAGAUGGACGCGGAUGUGGAUCGGCGCUUCUCCAAGAGCGCUUCCAUCGCGUCCGAGUCCGUUACGGUCAUACGCACUGUGUCGUCCCUUGCUAUCGAGGAGGACGUGCUUCGCCGCUAUCGGUUCGAGCUGGAUACCGCGGUCAAGAGGUCUGCGCCCCAGCUGUUUAGCAUGAUGAUUUGGUUCUCCCUCACGCAAUCGAUCGAGUACUUUAUCCUUGCACUCGGAUUUUGGUUAGUCACCUACUACCUCACUCCCGCCUUCAUCCUACGCGACACAAAUUGGCGCUUCACAAAGGCCAACGCCGCGGCAAACUACUAUUUCUGGCUUCUCGCCCUCGAGCCAUCCAUACGGGAAACCCACGAGAACCGCACAAACACCCCUGCCGACGGCUGCCGAACCUACGAUUUCCAAAACGUCGAAUUUGCGUACCCCCUCGCCCCCAAAAACCCUGUCUUGCAAGGGAUAUCUCUCAAGAUCGAUCCUGGUCAAUUCGUAGCCUUUGUCGGCGCGUCAGGCUGUGGGAAGAGCACCGUCAUAUCCCUCCUAGAGCGCUUCUACGACCCCACGCAAGGCCAAAUCGUCAUCGACGACCACCACGCCCUCACCGAGCUCAACCCCGCCUCUACAGGCAACACGCCUGUCGACCCCUGCGGCACGGGCGGCAGCCAGCUCUCGGGCGGGCAGCGUCAGCGAAUCGCCAUUGCGCGCGCCCUCGUCCGCAAGCCUAGGGUCGUCCUGCUCGAUGAGGCCACCAGCGCGUUGGAUACGGAGUCGGAGCGUAUCGUACAAGCUGCUCUCAUGGCGGCGGCGACGUCCGAAUCGAGCAUCACGGUGGCGGUUGCGCAUAGACUAUCCACGAUCAAGCAUGCGGAUCGCAUCUUUGUCUUUAGCCAGGGUCAGGUCGCGGAAGCGGGCUCGCACGGUGAGCUGAUUGCUCUCGGCGGCAUGUAUAAAAAGAUGAAUCGCCUUCUUUCCUUUUCCCCCAAGGCCUUCUCCUUUAUUCCGCAGGAGGUCCUGGAGUCCUACGUCUUGAGGGAGCUCUCGAUGAAGUCCUGUGGUACGAUGGCGGACGGCCUCUCGGCGCAGUUCCACUCCUCGGCCUCGUACUACUACCCGGCCUAG
Molecule: messenger RNA, 3510 nt
Organism: Parascedosporium putredinis
Lineage: Eukaryota; Fungi; Ascomycota; Sordariomycetes; Microascales; Microascaceae
Source: the annotation of a GenBank genome assembly